AUGCUAACCUGGCGUAUAAAAGGUUUUUCGGAAUAUGCUGAUGAUAGGACUUUAACUUUACAUGGUCAAAUAAUCAAUCUACAUAAACAUCACAUUUCAAUUGAACCUGGAAGUCAUCUAAUUAUUGAGUUACAUGAUAUAUCAGUGACUGAUCAACUUUCAACGAAAAUUGUGCAACAAACAAUUAAUGCCUACGUAUUUCCAAUUACUUUUAGUGUUAAUUAUGAACCAAAUGAGGUUGUACAUAAUCAUCUAUAUGUACUUUAUGCAAGCAUUGUGAACAAUCGUAAUGAAGUAACAUUUAGUAGUGAAAGGCGUAAUGAAGUAAAAUUAUUAGGCCCUGGUCGGACAACAUUUGUUGAUGUACCUGUAAUAGGUGUUGCUACUUCAGACAAAGAUGUGACAACAUAUGUCAAACUGCAAGAAUGGCCAGAAUUACUUGGUCGACGAGGUGAAGAAGCUGUUCGUAUUAUCAAAAGACAAACAGGUUUGGAAGAAGUUUUCGUCGUUACAAAAGACACUCACGUUUCUAAAGAUCUACGAUAUGACCGUGUUUGUGUCUAUGUUGAUGAUUAUGGAAUCGUUUCACAAAUUCCAAGAAAUGGUUAA
Messenger RNA from Adineta steineri, 609 nucleotides. NCBI's taxonomy places the organism in Eukaryota, Metazoa, Rotifera, Eurotatoria, Adinetida, Adinetidae. The record is from the annotation of a GenBank genome assembly.